UAAGCGCCUCUGCCCACGUAGUGUAGAAACUCGCGGGUCGAUUUUCCGUACAUCAACCAACAAGGAUCAUUCAUUGCUGUCAAUCUCAUUUGUUUCGUUUGGUGUGGUUUAGUGAUUUGGUCCAGUUUGGUCCUGUCAACUGGUGAAGAAGGGGAGUGUAGAACGAUAAAAAUGUCGUUCACAGAGAAACUAUCAUCGAUCAUGCAAAGGCCAGGACAGGACCCUGUUGCCAAGGACGAUGUAGCUUGGUGGAUGAAGUACGCUGGCCGAGGACUCGGUACCGUGGGUAGUUUACUUGCAAUUUUUCUUGGAGCAUGGAACUGUGUGUCAAUAUUAUUGGGCUCUGUGAGUUGUCUAGUCAGUGGUAUGUGGCAAAUGGUGGCUGGUUUUGUAGUUAUAAUGAUAGAGGCCCCAUGUUGCUGCUUAUUUAUUGACUUUGUACAAAACUUAAGUGAUUGGGCAGAGAAGAGACCAUACUGGAAUAGAGCAGCUGCGUAUUGUAUAAUGGCAAUUCCCCCUGUCUUCCUUUGUUUUGGAAUGGGUAGUUUACUUGGAAGUGGUUUAAUAUUUGCAACAGGUGUGAUAUACGGAUUGAUGUCACUUGGACGAAAGGCACCUCUUCGUGAAAUGAGAUCAGCAGCGACGAAUAUCGAGGUUCCUUCAUCUAGUAUGGAAGCAACACUUGUUGAGAAUGCUCAGCCAAUGGGAUUUACCAAUAGACCAGAUAGUAAUAUUUAAAUUAGAAAUAUUGAUUGGUAAAGGAAUUCAUCCUCUGGUGCGAAUGGUGAUGAAUGGUGAUUCAGUAAAGUAGUCAAUAACUGAGCUCAUAAAUAUAUAUUGUUUUAAAUACUUUAUCAAAUUCUAUGAAUUCUUUGUAUUGUUUGCACCGAGACGGAGGUUCACGUUCUUCCCUUUCACGCAUAAUUUUUAAUUUAGUAUCAGUUAAAAAUUCUGGUAUUGAUAGUCUUAGCAGUAUUAGCAAUGAAAUAUGCUUGAUUUCAAUUUGGAAUAAUGUUAAAGUUGGAGAUCGUUAGAGACAUUGUGAUUCAUAAUUAUUUAUGGGCUUGGUUUUUUGUGGUCCUACUCAUCUAUUGUGUGUCAUAAUGCUCCAGGUUAAUGAAAUUAGCGAUGAAGAUCAUCCUAUAUUAAUUGAUUUUGGUUGUCGUUAUUUAUUGAAUUCUUACGCUUAAUCGUAAUAUUUUAAACGAAAAUGACACUUCCAAAAUCAAAAAUCCCAAGACUUUGAAACAGACUCAUUCGCAAGUCAUAGAAUACGGAAGUCAUAUCAUUUUAGCUUUACUUUGUAUCUUGUUAUGUACACAUACAUGUUACAGGAUGAAUCAUAUAGUUAGAACAAUCCUCAACUCUUUUAUUGUUCGAGAUAGGAAGAACUAAUUCAUAGGUAAAAGAAGCUCAAAUUAUAUUUCAAAGGAAUGGUAAUAGAACGUAGCAAUAAUGUUUUUCUUCAUUUUCAUUACAUGUGUACUUAUUUUUGAAUGAGGCUAUAGGAAAAUAGUUUAUUUAACUUGUAGCAUUUCUUCCUAUCUUGAACGGAAAAGAGAUACGAAUAGUCCUAAUUGCAUGAAUUAUUCUGUGAACUCUCUGCCAAAUUAAUUGCAUACAUACGUAUAUUUAUAUACAUAUCGAUGGCUUAAGAUGCAAUUUCUUUUAAUUAAUUUAUUUUACACGUAUCGCAUUAUCCUUAAAAGUUUGAACGGCUAUGGGUCCUACAUUUAUUGAAUACUUUUACUUGAUGAAUGUUUCCAUAUUGUGUAAAUGCUACAUGUAGAAAUAGAGUAUUUAUAUUUUAAAACCAUCGAUAUAUAUAUUUGUAAUAAUAUUACGCAGUGCUUAAAUUUAUCUGGUAAGUACUUCCAUAGUAUAUCCUUGAAACUCUUCCAAAUUCAACUCUUGUGCUUCAAAUUUGUUUACGUGUUUCUACAGCCAAAUAUGUAUACGUACAUAUGUACAGAUCUAUAAAAUCAAUUAAGUACGACUUUAUGUGAUAUGGCAGAGAGAACAAUUAUUUAGUUAUAGUAAUAUAUUUUAUCGUGUUUGGAAUAGUUUGUUCAACGUUACGGAAUUGCGAAUACAUUAUGUCUUACGAUUAUUCUGAUAAUACAUCAGAGUUUAUUUUACUCGAAAUUAUUUUAAGUAGCUUUAUGUAUCAAUUAUCUUAUAGGUUUUUAAUUUCUUCUCCCCCUCAUAAGUUGAGAUGAUGUAUUUUAAAUCCAAUAAGCAUUUAUUUCUUAAUCGAAAUUGUUAAAUUACUCGACCAUUAUUCUCCCCUUUCUACAUUCCUAUUUUUUUAAAUUAAUUUAUUUAUUAAGAGUUGUAAGACUUUAGGAAUGUUCAACGAACAACUGAUUUCAUUUUAAGUCUUCGAUGAUUUUCAUACUGCGUUUUGCCAAAUAAAUGCAAUUUAAAUACCACUCCUAGUGGCGCGUAGGUCGUUAUAUCGCAUAGGAUGUAUUGUGAAGUCACUAUUUUGUGAUUUUCGUAUUGUACUUUUAUUGUGAUUGUUUAUAAUGAAUAAGAAAAACCUUAAGUAAUUUUCGUUCGUACAUAUAAUAUAGUAUACUAUAGUAUGUAAUGCAUUAAUUAGCAUGCAAGAAUUAGGAGCAUGCGUGGAUUACAUUGCAUGAAUUUUCUGUACAAAUAUGUAUUGAAACAUUCACGAGUUCCAUGUAACUAUUAUUUAUCAUUGUUUGAAAAUCAUAAAGUGCUUCUUGCACAUGGAAAUUG
Messenger RNA from Ceratina calcarata, 2745 nucleotides. It is a transcript of the gene fwe, whose product is annotated as calcium channel flower. The record is from RefSeq and is a predicted model, not a curated record. Gene Ontology annotation, biological process: vesicle-mediated transport. Gene Ontology annotation, cellular component: membrane. Lineage: Eukaryota; Metazoa; Arthropoda; Insecta; Hymenoptera; Apidae. The transcript is spliced from 5 exons. The coding region runs from base 172 to 738 and encodes 188 amino acids.